Cercospora beticola is the source of this 1113-nucleotide messenger RNA. RefSeq lists its product as uncharacterized. The record is from RefSeq and is a predicted model, not a curated record. Lineage: Eukaryota; Fungi; Ascomycota; Dothideomycetes; Mycosphaerellales; Mycosphaerellaceae.
CAUUUUUCAUUCAGCCAUGCUUCGUCUCUUCUCCAGAACAACUCGCACUCUAUCAAAUCUUCCUCGACAAACAGGACUCACCCAGCACCACAGAUUACUCUCCACGAAUAUGGCGAACAACCAAGAUCUGAAGGCAUCCGGCCUCUUUGACGUAUCACAUGUCACAGCACUAGUGACUGGCGGCGCCACAGGCAUUGGCUUGAUGAUCACCCAGGCCCUUGUUUCGAACGGAGCCAAAGUCUACAUCACUUCUCGCAGAGAAGAAGUGCUUGACAAUGCCAUCAAGCAGUACAACACCGGUCCAGGAAGCCUGCACAAACUAGUGGGCGAUGUCAGUUCCAAGGAAGGCGCUCUGCAGCUUGCCAAGGAAAUCGAACAGAAGGAGCCGAACGGAAUCCAAUUGCUCGUCAACAACGCUGGCAUUGCGCGUGACAGCACUAAGUUCUCGGCGAACGCGGAUGGCCCGCCGGAUAUGUCCAGCGCAGAAGCGAUCUCCAAAUAUUUCCUCCGCUCUGAAGAAUCAGAAUGGGCAGAUACUUUUCGCACCAAUGUCAUGGGCCAAUACUUCAUGAGCAUUGCCUUCCUUCCAAUUCUGGAGAAGGGCGGCAAGCAAACUCCAGGAUACACCUCAAGCGUGGUCAACGUCUCAUCCAUCUCUGGAGCAAUGAAGGGCUCAUCGAUGGGCCAAUUCGCAUAUGGAAGCUCGAAAGCCGCCUUUACGCACUUGUCAAGAAUGCUCGCCACAACGUUCAAAGACGUCAAAGUUCGAGUAAAUGUUAUUGCCCCUGGCGUCUUCCCAAGUGAGAUGACUGGCGGAGACAGCAACAAAGCGAACAAAACUGAGAUGGACAUGGAUUCUGGAAACCCAGCGGGUCGGAAAGGCGAGGAUGGAGAUAUGGCGGCCACCAUUUUGUUCCUUGCUGGUAAGGGUGGUGUGUUCUACAAUCAUCAAAUUUUGUAUCCCGAUGGUGGGAACACACUUGCUGCUCCGGCUGUGAACAAUUGAGCACAGCUGUGGCUACUAAGAUGUGUAUAUAUAUUAUCCGCACUCCAUCACUGCCAUUAGGAGAGGCUAUAUAGCGUCUGUUCCCAAACUUAAGAAGAUCUACCGCC